This is a messenger RNA of Camellia sinensis, 1355 nucleotides long. NCBI's taxonomy places the organism in Eukaryota, Viridiplantae, Streptophyta, Magnoliopsida, Ericales, Theaceae. The record is from RefSeq and is a predicted model, not a curated record.
AUGAAUUUGGUAAUGACUUCGGGUAAUAAAAAAGUGGGGCGUUACAAUGAUGGUGAAGAAGGUGGUGAAGAGGUUUUGAAUGAAUUUCAGGAUUUUGGUAUUGGAGAGGUUGUUAAAGCAGCUAGUCCUCCAAUGUAUCUUGCCACAGAAGUGUGGCGUUACAAUGAUGGUGAAGAAGAAGGUCAAGAGGUUUUGAAUGAAUUUCAGGAUUUCGGUAUUGGAGAGGUUGUUAAAACAGCUAGUCCUCCAAUGUAUCUUGCCACAGGACUUGGGAUUGGUCGCGCCGAUGCCAGUGCCGACAGUGUUGAGGAGUAUUACAAGAGUAUGGUUGGUGAAGAACCUUCCAACCCUUUGUUCUUGAGGAAUUAUGCUCAACUUUUGCAAUCUAAGGGAGACCUUCAUGGAGCCGAGGAAUACUACUUCCGAGCUACAUUAGCAGAUCCCAAAGAUGGUGAAAUUUUGCUGUUAUAUGCAAAAUUAGUGGUGUGGGAACUUCAUCAUGACCAAGAUAAAGCCAUGUCUUACUUUGAGAGAGCAGUUCAAGCUACAGCAGAGGACAGUCACGUUUUGGCAGACUAUGCUUGUUUUCUCUGGGAAAUAAAGGAAGACAAAGAAGAUUGUUCUGUGAAUGAUCAUACUCAGAUUGAAGAAGAUGAUAAAGUUCUCGUUGAAGUUCAGAAGACACCUUUCGAAGAAGAAAAAGAGCUAGUUAGCCCUUCAUUACAUCUUGCGAUAGGGGUGGGGAUUGACGUAGCUGUUGUUGGAGGCAUUGAUGGUGUUGCUUGUAAUGCAGCAGAUUUUGGCAAAGGUGGAAACACGGUGGAUUAUUACAUGAGGAUGGUAGAGGAAAACCCUAGCAACCGUUUGUUCCUGAGAAAUUAUGCUCAGUUCCUUUAUCAUUCCAAGCGAGACCUUCAAGGAACUGAGCAAUACUACUCGAGUGCAGUACUUGCUGAUCCUGCUGAUGGAGAAAUAAUUUCGCAAUAUGCUAAGGUGGUGUGGGAACUUCAUCAUGACCAAGAUAAAGCCAUGUCUUACUUUGAGAGAGCAGUUCAAGCUACAGCAGAGGACAGCCACAUUCUUACUGCAUAUGCUAAUUUCCUCUGGCAAACAGAAGAGGACGAGGAGGAAGAUGGUGCAGCGCAAGAUCACAUUCAAGCACCACUUUUUCUGGGAGCAAUGACUGCUGCAAAUGUCUAACUCUUACAUCGCAGACAGAUUAACAGCUCAGUCACUAAUGUAAUGUUUCUUUAGUAUGCAAAUUUUCCUAGAAACAAGCAUAAUGUACAAAUUUUCCUAGUGAUUUCGUCAAUUAUGUGGUAAUAAAAAUUUUCCCAGUAGGUGUUCUGAUCUGU